AUGUUGAUGCUGAACCUAAGCUAUAAUAAUUUCCAAGGGAACAUCCCUGUUGAGUUUGGUAACUUCGGACAACUCACCACUCUAGAUAUUUCAUCCAACAGAUUAAACGGGGAAAUUCCUAAAAGUAUGGGGCAAUUUCAACAGAUAUAUACCAUUCGAUUGGACCGAAAUGUUCUAACAGGAAACAUUCCAAUUACCUUCAGCAAUCUAAAGAGCUUGAGCAUGCUCAACCUUUCGCAUAACAAUUUGUCAGGCCCCAUCCUAGAUUGUCUGAAAGAUUUAGAGUCUCUCACUGAACUAGACUUAUCUUUCAACAAUUUCCAAGGAGAAAUACCAAGAAAUGGUGUAUUCUAUAAUGGGACAAUUGUUUCACUCAAUGGUAACCCAGGACUGUGUGGAGGCGCCAUGGAUUUUCAUGAGCCUUCAUGCAAUGUCGUUUAUCCAAGAAAAGCAAGAAUCAUAAACUAUAUGGUCAAAAUAUUGAUCCCAAUAUUUGGCUUCAUGUCACUUAUUAUAUUGAUUUUCACCAUAAUUCAUGGGAAGAAGACAUCAAGAAGACCAUACUUAUUGCCGCUUUCUUUCGGCAAGAAAUUCCAUAGAGUUGCUUACAAGGAUCUAGCUCAAGCCACAGGGAACUUCUCAAAGUCCAACCUUAUUGGAAGGGGAAGUUAUAGUUUAGUAUACAAAGGGAAGUUAACUCCAGCUAAAAUCCAAGUUGCUAUUGAGGUUUUUGACCUUGGGACAAGAUUUGCAGACAAAAGUUUUGUUACCGAAUGUGAGGCUUUGAGAACCAUUUGGCAUCGAAACCUUCUUCCUAUACUAACUGCAUGUUCAAGUAUAGACAAUAACGAGUAUGCUCAAACUGUUUAUGCAUCAACAUGUGGGGAUGUUUAUAGUUUUGGAAUAGUACUUCUAGAGAUGAUUAUAGGCAGAAAGCCAACUGAUUCUAUCUUUGGGGAUGAAUUCAGCAUUGUUAGCUAUGCAGAGAGGAACUUUCCAGAUCAGGUGUUACAUAUCAUUGAUGCUCAUAUCCAUGAAGAAUGCAAGGGCUAUAAUAAAGCAAUAGUAGCAACCGAAAAUGAGUCCUAUCGAUGUGUGCUAUCCCUCAUGCAAGUUGCCCUUGCUUGCACGCUUCCACUACCAAGAGAAAGAAUGAGCAUGAGAGAGGUAGCCAUUAACUUGCAUGCAAUCAGAAAGUCAUAUGUCGCAGCGAUUAAAUGA
Miscanthus lutarioriparius is the source of this 1221-nucleotide messenger RNA. NCBI's taxonomy places the organism in Eukaryota, Viridiplantae, Streptophyta, Magnoliopsida, Poales, Poaceae. The record is from the annotation of a GenBank genome assembly.